AUGGGAGAUGUUCGUCUGAACACUGGCUACAUUCAGUCACAACGUGGUCUUGUGAAAAUAUUCCAAAUCGUUUUCGGAUUCAUUGUCUGUUGCAUGCUAUGUGCUGCAUGGCACGGCGGUCGAUCGUGCUUUGCUGAGUUUCGCGUCUCGUUCGUCUCGGCUCUUUGUUUCGUCGUCACAACGAUCAAUGUUGUACUCUUCAUCAUGAAUUUUCUCAAUAUGGGACCAACAAAAUUGGAAAGAAUCUACUCUCUAGUGGUCUCCGUUUUCUUCUUUGUCGGCGCCAUUCUAAUCCUUUGGUUUAUCAUCGAUGCUUACUCGAGCAAAGUCUUGCUGAUUUUUGUUUUCCUAUUCUUGCUGAUUCAAAUUGGACUCUACGUCUACGAUUUAAAGCUGUUACACGCACAGAUUGGAGCUAAA
Messenger RNA from Mesorhabditis belari, 420 nucleotides. The record is from the annotation of a GenBank genome assembly. NCBI's taxonomy places the organism in Eukaryota, Metazoa, Nematoda, Chromadorea, Rhabditida, Rhabditidae.